Messenger RNA from Leptidea sinapis, 5081 nucleotides. RefSeq names its product menin (gene Mnn1). The coding region runs from base 117 to 1838 and encodes 573 amino acids. NCBI's taxonomy places the organism in Eukaryota, Metazoa, Arthropoda, Insecta, Lepidoptera, Pieridae. Gene Ontology annotation, biological process: negative regulation of cell cycle; regulation of transcription by RNA polymerase II; negative regulation of cell population proliferation. Gene Ontology annotation, cellular component: histone methyltransferase complex; nucleus; chromatin. The transcript is spliced from 5 exons. Gene Ontology annotation, molecular function: transcription cis-regulatory region binding; Y-form DNA binding; chromatin binding. The record is from RefSeq and is a predicted model, not a curated record.
AGUUACAACAAAAAAGUUAAAAAUAAACCGGUCUCGAAUCGUCGCCGGCAAGUUAUUUUGAUAUUGUUUAGAUUAUUGUAACUGCAUUUAUAAAACAACAAUGAACCUAAAUAACCAUGGCUAGCAUCAACGAAUACAAGCGUUUCUUUCCAAUUGAUAGUAUUUCAAAAGUAUGUGAAUUGUUUGAAGCACAACUACGCAGUGAAAAAGAGCCAGAUCUGUCAUUGUUUUCCAUUCUUGUUGGAGCAGUUGAAAAUAAUUUAACAAAUAUUAAAGCCAGUGAUAAGGAUGUCAACUUGGCUAACAAUAAAUUUGUGAAAAUGAAAUUUCCCUCAGUAUCGUGGGAGGAUGUAAAAUCACUGUAUGACAGAUUUUCCUCAUUGAUGAAGAGUGGUGUCGAUUCCAAGUUAUUGCAGGGUGAUUACUCUAGUCGUGAUUUAAUAAAACGUGUGGCAGAUGUAGUUUGGAAUUCGUUGACACGUAGUUAUUACAAAGACAGAGCACAUCUGCAAUCAAUAUACAGUUUUUUAACAGGAAACAAACUAGAUUGUUUUGGUGUAGCUUUUGCUGUCACAGCAGGGUGUCAAAUACUUGGAAAGCGGGAUGUGCAUCUUGCACUAUCAGAAGAUCAUGCCUGGGUGGUUUUUGGUAAAGAUGGAAAAGAAACAGCAGAGGUCACAUGGCAUGGUAAAGGCAAUGAAGACAAAAGAGGCCGGUCUGUAGGUGAUGGUGUUCUUGCACAUUCUUGGUUAUACGUAGCAGGUAAACCAGUAGUGUGCACACGAAUCAUGGAACUAGCAGCACUUGUAUCAUCAAUCAAUCCUACCUUAACGCCAACCAUUGAUGUUCAUGAGGUUGCCCUGCUCCAAUAUAAACUUUUAUGGCUUUUAUAUACGAAAGGUCAUUUAGAUACUUAUCCAAUGGCAUUAGGGAAUCUUGCUGACUUAGAAAUAUACAUGAAAACCUAUAGUGACACAGAUGACUUUGAGAAUUUUACUGAUGAUGAUGCAAACGAUGCAAAAAUUACUCACAGGCCUGAUUCCGCUACUCUAUACUUACAAGCAAUUAGAUCUGCCAGAACAUAUUAUGAUGACAGACAUGUAUAUCCAUACACAUUCCAAGGUGGCUAUUAUCAUCGUCACAAAAUGUAUAAGGAGGCUUUUCACGCUUGGGCAUGUGCUGGUGAUGUAAUACGUCAUUAUAAUUACUCGAGGGAUGAUGAAGAAAUUUACAAGGAGUUUUCAGAAAUAGCAAAUGAACUGAUACCACAGUUGAUGAAAGCGGAAAGUUCCGGCCAUUCAGCGAGAUCAAUCUUGAAGGAUCCUGAAUGCUUUGCAUCACUUUUGAGAUUCUAUGAUGGUAUUUGCAAAUGGGAAGAAGGCAGUCAAACACCUAUUUUACACAUUGGGUGGGCUAAGCCUCUGGUGAGCACUAUAUCCAAAUUUGAUGCAGAAGUAAGAGCACAAGUAAAUAUUGUUUGUGACACAGAUAGUGGUAAGAUUGGCGACGAAACAAAAACUCUGGCCGACAUUGAGAGUGAAGGUAAAGAUUUUCAGGAGAGCAAUGACAGUUGGAACAACAAAGUGUCAGACAAUAAGAUGUCAGUAAGGGAGCAGUUGACAGCUGCUGUCAAUAGUAGACCUAAAGUCACUCUGUACAGUCACAAGAUGGCCGCUCUCAAGCCAUUAUUAUUGGCUGAACGGCUCAACACCCAUGCUCUACAAUUACAAUUGACUGCACAGAGUCAACUUCAAAUACCUCACACACAAAGACGCGAUGAGGACGAACUGAAUACAGCGUCUAUAUCACGGGCAAAACGCGCGCGUCGGGAACGUUAAUGAAACUAAUUUAUUUGAGCUAAUGAACAAACAGUAUUUCGUAACCUACCGGAAAUUAUUAUUUCUCAUUCAUGUAAAUAGUUAAGAUAGCGAGUAAUCAUAUUGCUAUCUAACUAGGACUAAUAAUUUACUUGCACUAGAUUGAUUUUUAUGUUUUAUGCUUAUUUUACUUAUGCAAGAAUGCUAUGUAUACCUAACUAAAUGUAAUGACUCUACCUCUUUAAGUCGUUUGCAUGAGUUUUUAAGAGCCUGUGUAAUAAUUCCUGUAGGAUAAAUCUCAUUCAGAUUUUCCAAAGAGAUUUUCGCACCUCUGCAAUGAAAUUGUGUAUGUACAACCGAGACUGUUACUUUCUAAAGUACAAAUCUCAUAAGUGGAUAUAUUUUUGUAUAGGUAGUUUUUAACUCUGUUAGAAAGUGUCAUUGUUUUCUAAGUGUAUAGUUGUUUAACAAUUAAGUAGUACGUUUAAAUACAUUCUUUUUAAUUUAAGAAUGAAGCUUUACCUACAAUUCGACUGCAAUACGACACAGAGUGAAACUCUGUAUAAUUUUAUUUUUUCCUUGUCUUUAGAUAUUGUUUAAGUAGUUUAUUAAAAGUUUAACUCUACCAAGUAGAAGUGUAUAAAUUAUAUUGUGAUGUAAAAGUUUAGAAACUCUUGUUUGUUAUGUUGAUAAAUUACCGAUAAAAUCAUAAUCGUUCUUACGCAUAGUAGGCCAAUUGGUCGCCUUACAUUGGGACAAUUUUUGUAGGUGGCAAGUCAUGUCUGUUUACACUCACACGCAAGUUACAAAAUGUAGCUGUCUUUUCUAUCACUGUUUGGCGUCAGAAUCAUUUUUGCAUCAUUUCAAUGUGUAAGUAUGCGGAACACAAUUGCUUAUUUUGUAAUUAUAAUAACGUAUUUAUAUUGAUAAUGAAGUGCAAAUAUCCGACGUGAAACCAAGCUAGGGAUAUUUCUAAUAAGUGAUUGAUUCCAGCUAAAAAAACAAUAAAAAAACGUUGAAAAUUACCUACCAUGCGAUUACAACCUCCCAACAAUAUAAAAAAACAACUUGAUAAGAAAACAUUCAUAAAUAAUAAAUAUGUACUAGUUUUGUUUUAUUUUUAUUCUUUUGUAUCAGGAUAUAUGAUAUAUAGUUAAGUAUGUUUGUUAAAAGUUGUAGGUUUGUAGGUUUUAGCUCUUAAAUUCAUUUCAUUAAUAUUGUAAUAUGCUAUCAAAUGUACGUCUUCUGUAUUUUUUUUUUUAUUUUUUCCGAUAGAUGUCUUAUUUCCUAAAUUGUGUUGUCCAAAUUAAGAAAGAAAUGCAGUCGUUUGAGUAAAAUAAGCUGUAACGAAGUGAUAGUAAUGGUACUUUAUGCAAUUAGAAAGAGACAGAGAGUGAAGCUUAUGACGCCGCCAUUUUGUUAUUAACAAUAGUUACCAAUAAUAGUAACUACAAGUACUACGUAGACAGCGAUAUUUAUUCCGUCACAAAUAGAAGGCUUCAAGUACCCGUUAAUAGCCAGGUUCGCAAACAUUCGAUUAAUAACGAGUUUCAAUAAUAUCAUUGAGUUAUGUUCACUUUAUUAAAAUCGAGUGGCAUGUUUAUAUCACACGAACAUAUUUUAACACAGAUUAGAGCGAAAUGAGGAUUUUUACAUAAUAAUAUGGUUAUAGGUAUUUCCUUUAAUUGCAAAGGUAUUUAACGCUUUUUUAAUUUCGGCGGACUAGAAAGAAAGGGGUGUCCUAUUUUCUCUGGGUCCUUGCAGUAUCUUUAUAUAAAAAUAUUUACCUUCACUACUUUAUUCACAUGCAGGUAUGAUUUUUUUUUCAUACCUAUGCACUAUUGACGCGUUACUUCAUGGCACCGUUGGCAAGCCUGUGCAUAGGAACACGGACGAGUUAAUAAAAGAAGGACUCCGCGCCGUGAUAUUAGCAAGUGAAGCACCAUUAUGCUAGUGUGUGUGCGGGAACACAAUUUUUUCUCCCUUAAAUAAUCAAAUAUGGCCACAAAUACUUAUAUAGUAUCGUUUUUACACUUUUUCACAACGCACGACGGCAUUUUUAAAAUAUUUUAUUUAGACGUAAACUGAUCUGUCAGAGACGAUGACAAUUCACAUUAUGGCCGCCUAUCGGCCUGUAGUAGUGUAAGUGUGUGCGUGGGGCUAUGCAUUUACACGUUAAUCGGCUUGUUUUGGUGCUACGCUGUUAUAUAAGGUGACACGGAGUCCUUAUUUUUUUACUAGUCCGUGCAUAGGAAAUACUUAUUAAUUACAUUUUGCCGUAUAACAUGUAGCAAUGAGGUCCAAAGCACCCUAACAAUAUUGUUUUCGUAUUUUUUACCAACGUAAAAGGUUUAGUAUUUUGCAUAUUAACUCACAUCUUUAAAACUAAAUCAAAUCACGUGUUAAUGUGGCACAUGGCUAAAGACUCAAUAUUAUUUUUUAUCUGUUGUAUUAUACUUACUUAAAUAUUCGUUUUAUUAGCAUAGAAGCAAAUGUAUUUUUUAACUUCUAUGGUAGGUACUUAUACAGACACUGGUAAUGUUAUUUAAGAAUAUAUAAAUUAAUCAUUGUACAAAAUAUGUUAUCAUGAAUUUGCAUUUAAUUAUACCUACAGCAUUUAAUAUUUGAAUAUUAAUGCAUUUAAGUGUAGCAAUUAAACUUUUUCUUGGUUAUAGGAAUUACAAUGAAAUAUUAAGUUAUUGUAUUAUUAUAAAUAUUUUGUUUUAGUGUAUAACACAAACCUUGCAACAAUAAUUAUUUUAAGUCACGCUGUUUAUAAAAUAAAAUAUAUUUGGUGUGAUACCGUAAUAACCGAUAAUGUCUCUUCCCGCAGUCUGCACUGAGCAUUUCAACUCUUUAGGGACUACGCGCACUUAUUCACCUCCAUUCGCGUUUCGCUGAACGAUUUUGGUCACACUUAUACAGCUCUGCUUCUAUCAAUCGCGUACGGCGUCGUAAGAAUGAGAAUAAUAACUUUAAAUCACGUCUGCACUCUUUAAUCUUUGCGUGCAUAAUGAUUACGUCAAAUCAAUGCAGGAACAAUACAUGUCGCAACUUGUCGACGAGGAGUCGCGAACCAUCCCUGUAAAGAGCUAUUCCGCCGCAUUCGACGGCGAUCAGCGCUGUACGCGGCGGAACAGCGCCGAACGCUCUCUAUAGCAUUCGCAUAAUAAAAACACAUUUAUCCUCAUUUUGUGCUGGUUUGCCGCGAAAGCAGAAUGGACGCGGAAAGCUGAAUCGACGCGUACACGUCUCCAUACAAAA